AAAGUCCCAUACACAGUUCACUCAACCUUCCAGAGAAGCAGAGCAGAGUUUGCGGGCUGCCCAGGGUGAGCAGAACCCAUGGAGAAGUUCAAGGCAGUGCUGGACCUGCAGAGCAAGCACCGCAGCGCCCUGGGCUAUGGCCUGGUGACCCUGCUGACGGCUGGUGGGGAGAAGAUCUUCUCCGAAGUGGUGUUCCAGUGUCCCUGCACUGCCACCUGGAACCUGCCCUACGGCCUGGUGUUCCUGCUGGUGCCCGCGCUCGCGCUUUUCCUCCUAGGCUAUGCGCUGAGCGCUCGCACAUGGCGCCUGCUCACUGGCUGCUGCUGUGGGAGCGCGAGAUGCAGUUCGUGGCGGCGCAGGGCGUUCGUGUGCGCUCAGCUCAGCGCGACCGCGGCGCUCGCGCCCCUCACCUGGGUGGCCGUGGCGCUGCUCGAGGGCUCUUUCUACCAAUGUGCUGUCAGCGGGAGCGCGCGCUUAGCGCCGUACCUGUGCGAGGGCCGCAACUCCAGCUGCAUUACCAAGCUACCGCAGAUUCCCUGCAACCAGGAGGCGAAAAUGCAGGAGAUCCGGAGUCAGCUCAAGGCUCAGUCUCAGGUGCUCGGUUGGUUUCUGAUAGCUGUUGUCAUUAUUUUACUUCUCGUUGUUAAGUCUGUGACCCGAUGCAUCUCUCCGGUUAGUUAUCUGCAGUUAAAAUUCUGGGAAAUCUAUUUGGAAAAGGAGAAGCAGAUUCUUCAAAGUGAAGCCACAGAACAUGCAACCCAGUUGGCAAAGGAAAACGUUAGAUGUUUCUUUGAGAGCUCGAGGCCAACUGAAUGCAAAACCCCAAGCAGUAAAGACUGGGAGCAAAUCUCAGCAUUGUACACAUUCAACCGCAAGAACCAGUUCUAUAGCAUGCUGCACAAGUACGUUAACAGAAAAGAAAUGAGCGGCAGUCUCCACUCUGCGGAAGGAGAUGAAAUGGUCUCUGUCCUUGGCUUUGUAGAUGACGCUUCCAUGGGCAACACUCACAAAGUAUGAUCUUGCACAAGAACAGAAAAAAGUUUUUUGAAUUAUUGCUUUUAUGUAAAAAAUAAACAUUGGUAUGUUUUAAGGCUGUUUCUCCUAA
Messenger RNA from Mastomys coucha (southern multimammate mouse), 1105 nucleotides. It is a transcript of the gene Calhm6, whose product is annotated as calcium homeostasis modulator family member 6. The transcript has 2 exons. Lineage: Eukaryota; Metazoa; Chordata; Mammalia; Rodentia; Muridae. The record is from RefSeq and is a predicted model, not a curated record. Bases 79 to 1017 code for a protein of 312 amino acids. Gene Ontology annotation, molecular function: monoatomic cation channel activity.